Molecule: messenger RNA, 1227 nt
Organism: Malassezia globosa CBS 7966
Lineage: Eukaryota; Fungi; Basidiomycota; Malasseziomycetes; Malasseziales; Malasseziaceae
Exons: 1
Coding region: 1-1227 (408 amino acids)
Source: RefSeq, a predicted model, not a curated record
AUGUUCCAAGUACGCACGCUAUUGUGUGCGAUUGCGUUGGCCUCUGUGGCCAACGCUGUUGUAUACCGGCCGAACAAUAACAUGGUGUACCAGCGUCGUCAGGAUGCCUCGGCUACAGCUAUGGCUCAAGCCGCUAGCACGUCGAAACCGUCGCCCCCUUUCAACUUCGGUAACCCCAGCAGUGACUAUCCAGGUGUAGUGGCUGAUGGUUCCAGGGGUCCAACGAACCCUGACAAGCCUAUGAUGGAUACGCCCGUGAAUCAGACGUCGGAUGCGCGUUUGGCCUCGAUCAACAGCGCUGACGAUUGGUGUACGUUUGGUCCUCUUGAUCUCAACCUGCCUGUAUCUGAUCGAGAAGAGCGAACAGUGGCUUGGUGUACAAAGCCGCGUAACAAUGCGCGUGUUAUUCCUGACGGUACCCUCACCGGUGUUCACUUUGUGAAGACACCUCUGUACGUUCAGGUUAUGGCCCUGGGAGACUUCACAAAAAUUGGUAUCAAGGCUAAUGACUCUGGUGGUGAACUCGACCCUCAUGGUCAAUACGGUGGUGGUAACCCAAAGGGUGGUGAUGUCACCUCGAACGUGACUGGUAAAGAUGUCUUCUACAAAGAGUGGAUGAACUACGUUGGUCAUAACAUUAUGUGUUUCCGUGUAUGCACGGCGGGCUCGGACCAAGCCAAACCUGGCGUUGAGUGCGAGCACGAGCUUGACAAGAUGGGCUGUCCGUGGGUGAUGCCAGGUGACUACUCUCCGGAUGUGUUUGAUUCGUGUGAUGCCGACCCAGCGUACCCGCCGGGCUACUUCCUCGAGGAUGGGUCGACCUCGACAUUCCAGCAGUAUAUGACGGGUCUUUGGACACUCGAUGGCAAAGAACUCACCUUCACGAAUGGUCACAAGGGUCAGUCGACUCCAAGUGUGGCCCAGUCGAUGCCUAAGUCGUCCAACUGCAAGCCAGUGCCAUCGCCCGCGAACAAGAUUGCUUCGCUCUCCAAGAGUGCUGAGAGCUCGGUAUCGCAAGCCGCUAACGCUGUUGCGAAUGACGGUGAUUCCAAGAGCUCUAGCAGCGACAAGCGUGGCGACAAAAAUGAGAACAACGGCGAGAGCAGUGGCAAGGACAGCGACAGCUCGAAUAAGAAAGACAAAAACGGUGCUGGUAGCGUCUCUGUGACUCUAGCGUCGACCGUUGCACUGGCCGUUGGAACUCUGGCCGCCGCAUUCCUGUUGUAA